GGACCAAUAUUUUGAAAACAUCGAUAUCAUUCCCCCUCCAACGCUCGGCUUAAACCUGUUCUUCGUGGAUUUGACGUUUAUUCUUCGUUGGUUGUCGUUUUUAUUCAAAAAAAAACGGUCGAGCUUGGCGCACGUUGCGGUUCCUCCGACUGAUCUUAAUCGUAGAGCAGCACUCACACUCGCACACGCCCCCGCAAAAAUAACACACACACCAACACACUGCCAGCAGAGAUCAAGAUUCCAAACAAGUGUUGUUGCCGCUGCCCAUUGCCGUUCUUGUUGUUGUUCGUCCGCUAAAAUGCUGAACGCCGCAGCGCUUUUAUUGGCGCUGCUCUGCGCCGCAAAUGCAGCCGCCGCCGACGAUUUGGCGGACAAAUUACGCGAUGACUCGGAACUCUCUCAGAGCACUGCCAAAUCCUUGAGCCGCCUUAUGCCAGUUAGGUUCUACAGCCUGCUGGAGAGCAAUGCCAUUGCCAACUCGACGCUUUCGCUGCGCAGCUGCACGAUCUUUGUGCCCACCAAUGAAGCCUUCCAGCGCUACAAGAGCAAAACCGCCCAUGUGCUCUAUCACAUUAGCACUGAGGCGUUCACCCAGAAACAACUGCCCAAUACCGUGUCAUCGGACAUGGCCGGCAAUCCGCCGCUGUACAUCACAAAGAACUCGAAUGGCGACAUCUUUGUGAACAAUGCUCGGAUCAUACCCUCGCUCAGUGUGGAGACGAACAGCAAUGGCAAGCGACAGAUCAUGCACAUCAUCGACGAGGUGCUGGAGCCGCUCACCGUGAAGGCUGGCCAUUCGGAGACCCCCAACAAUCCGAAUGCUUUCAAGUUCCUGUCGAAUGCCGAGGAGUACAACGUGGACAAAAUUGGGGUGCGCACGUACCGCAACCAGGUGUCAUUGGCCAAGAAGGAGUCGAUCUUCAAUGCCGCCGGGCAGCACACCUUCUUGGUACCCGUUGAUGAGGGCUUUAAGCUUGCGGCUCGUAGCAGCCUAGUGGACGCCAAGGUCAUCGAUGGCCAUGUGAUACCCAACACUGUCAUCUUCACUGCCGCUGCCCAGCACGACGAUCCCAAAACUUCCGCUGCCUUUGAGGAUUUGCUGAAGGUCACCGUCAGUUUCUUCAAACAGAAGAACGGCAAAAUGUACGUGAAAUCCAACACUAUUGCGGGCGAUGCUAAGCACCGCGAAGGAGUUGUUCUCGCCGAAAUCGUAAAGGCCAAUAUCCCAGUGAGCAACGGAGUCGUCCAUUUGAUCCACCGACCGCUGAUGAUCAUCGAUACGACGGUGACCCAAUUCCUGCAGGUAUGUGGGGAGAAUGCUGAGAACGGAGCCCUGCGAAAGUUCUACGAAGUUAUCAUGGACAACGGAGGAGCAGUUUUGGACGAUAUUAACAAUCUGUCGGAAGUGACCAUUUUGGCACCCAGCAAUGAGGCUUGGAACUCCUCCAAUAUCAACAAUGUUCUGCGAGAUCGCAACAAGAUGAGGCAGAUCUUGAACAUGCACAUCAUCAAGGACCGCUUGAAUGUGGAUAAGAUCAGACAGAAAAAUGCCAACUUGGUAAGGAUCUACUUCAGCUAUUUUUUCAGUUGUUCCUUUUCUAAACAAUACUUUUUCACACAGAUUGCUCAAGUGCCCACUGUCAACAACAACACCUUCCUCUACUUCAAUGUCCGUGGUGAGGGAUCGGAAACCGUGAUCACAGUUGAGGGCGGCGGCGUUAAUGCCACCGUCAUCCAGGCUGACGUAGCCCAAACUAAUGGCUUCGUGCACAUUAUCGACCAUGUCCUGGGCGUGCCUUACACAACAGUUCUUGGCAAAUUGGAGUCCGAUCCCAUGAUGAGUGACACGUACAAGAUGGGCAAGUUCUCGCACUUUAACGACCAGCUAAACAACACUCAACGCCGAUUCACCUACUUUGUGCCCAGGGACAAGGGCUGGCAGAAGACCGAGCUGGAUUACCCGUCGGCUCACAAGAAGCUGUUCAUGGUAGACUUCGCCUAUCAUUCCAAGUCCAUUCUGGAGCGCCAUUUGGCCAUUUCGGAUAAGGAGUACACCAUGAAGGAUCUGGUCAAGCUCUCGCACGAAUCGGGCAGCGUUGUUUUACCCACAUUCCGCGAUUCCCUGAGUAUCCGUGUGGAGGAGGAGGCUGGACAUCUCCAUGAUGAGUAUGCUAGUCACGAAUGGACUGGCUACGUGAUCAUCUGGAACUACAAGAAGAUCAACGUGUACCGGCCCGAUGUGGAGUGCACCAACGGAAUCAUCCACGUCAUCGACUAUCCGCUCUUGGAGGAGAAGGACGUGGUCGUGGCCGGAGGUAGCUAUUUGCCAGAAUCAAGCAUUUGCAUCAUCUUGGCCAACCUCAUAAUGAUAACAGUAGCAAAGUUCUUGAACUAAACGCAUCCGAUAUGUAAAAACCAAUCCAAAGCAAAUGCAAAUGCAAAUCAAACACUACAACAACAGUCGCCUACAGAACAAGAAACAACAACACUCAGUAUCAGUAUCAGACUAAUGUGACAUCCACCAUGGAUGUAAAUAAUCAGAACUAGUUUGUUGAUACCGAUCGAAAACCAUAAGCAACCAAAACUGUAUCUGUAAUAUAUGCGUCACAAGGAACGAUCAUCAUUCCAACAUGCCACGCCCAUGCCACCCACAUACACACAGCCCCACACAGAAAGACACGCAUGCAGAAAACUGCCUGCUGAAUUUGCUUUAGCAUCGACAGCUUCCUCCAAAAAAUCUGACAAGAAAGAUUAGGAUGACGAUGAAGCCCUUACUUUUAAGUAUUAAACUCGAUUCCCCUUCAACGGCCUUAUGUAUUAUAUGAAAUAUGAAACUCUCUGUAAAACAUUUUAAUUUUAUGUUCGACCUAUACUGGUAGCUUACGUUCAUCAGCUCGCUAAGUUUUAAGUUUAGACCCACGUCGAUAUGUCUGCCCACGCAUUGACAUUGGUAUCGUACCAUGGAACAUCCGAUUGUGUUUAUGAUUUUAAGUGUACAUUUUUUUGUGAAUUGCUUGUUUUAGUUAAUGAUCUAAUUUAUGAUUUAUGAAAUGAGUUAUCUUAAGUAGAAUGCGAAUCUCAUUGUACAUGUCGAAGCAGAAGCAAUAAGCGCAUCACACUCUCAUACUCGAACGCCCACACAUUCCCCUAUCCAUAAAUACACACGAACAUGUAACGAAGCAAAGUCAUUGUAAGAUUUGAAAAGUGUGAAAUUUUAUAAUAAACUGAAAGUUUUCAUUUGAACUUAA
Drosophila gunungcola (fruit fly) is the source of this 3248-nucleotide messenger RNA. It is a transcript of the gene Fas1, whose product is annotated as fasciclin-1. The record is from RefSeq and is a predicted model, not a curated record. Gene Ontology annotation, molecular function: cell adhesion molecule binding. The transcript has 14 exons. Gene Ontology annotation, cellular component: extracellular matrix. Gene Ontology annotation, biological process: extracellular matrix organization; cell adhesion. Lineage: Eukaryota; Metazoa; Arthropoda; Insecta; Diptera; Drosophilidae. The coding region runs from base 299 to 2395 and encodes 698 amino acids.